Molecule: messenger RNA, 504 nt
Organism: Benincasa hispida (wax gourd)
Lineage: Eukaryota; Viridiplantae; Streptophyta; Magnoliopsida; Cucurbitales; Cucurbitaceae
Source: RefSeq, a predicted model, not a curated record
AAUAUUUGAUUUUUCACGUUCCCAGUGUAUGUACCAACUAAUGGAAGGAAGGAGGUGGCCUUGUUUUUGAAGAAAGUUUCCUCACUUGUGCCUGCUCUCCAUCUUGUCGAUAUUGACGUUCCUUUGGAUGUUUUAUGUAAAGAUGACCACAAACUUGAGCAAGCAUUGGCUAGAGAAUUUCACAUAAGUUUGUCAAGAACAGUACCAAUCCGAGUACACCAGAUUGACUCAAUAGUGACCAUGCUUCGCCAGAAGCUUCAGUCUCAAAGGCGUUAUUGGAUUGAUUUUAGUAAGUGGGAGACUUUUGUUAAUGAUGAACUCUCUCGAACCUUUCUGUCAAUGGAAAUUAUUACUGGAGGGCUAAUAGAGAUCAGAAAACAAAUCCAAAUUGUUAAUGAGGUUUAUAAGCUCCACAAUCUUCCUGAAUUUUACAAGGUUGGUUGCAUUAAUUAUUUUUUCCCGCCCUUUCCAUCUCUAUUCAAUUAAUGAAGAAGAUGACCUCCU